Didymosphaeria variabile is the source of this 1131-nucleotide messenger RNA. RefSeq lists its product as uncharacterized. The transcript has 2 exons. The coding region runs from base 1 to 1131 and encodes 376 amino acids. The record is from RefSeq and is a predicted model, not a curated record. NCBI's taxonomy places the organism in Eukaryota, Fungi, Ascomycota, Dothideomycetes, Pleosporales, Didymosphaeriaceae.
AUGACGUUGAAGCUGACCAACAUCAUUCUGGGGACGAUAUCUGCAGCUUGUGUUCUCGCACGUAUCCUCUUCAAAGCUACCUUCUCGGCGGGUGAACUGGGAUGGGACGACUACAUGAUUCUCGCCACUCUCGUUUUCGGUGUCCCAUCGACCAUUGUGCAGGAUAUCGGAACCAUCAAGCAUGGGCUCGGAAGAGACGUCUGGACUUUAUCCUUUGGGACGAUCACGGUUUUCGUAAAAUGGUUCUAUAUCAUCGAAGUGUUGUACUUCUUCAACGUGGCCAUGUUGAAGCUGUCACUGCUGUUCUUCUUCCUGCGGAUUUUCCCAGCGAAAUCGAUCCGGCGACUGCUUUGGGGGACAAUUGCAUUCAACAUCUGCUUUGGAAUUGCCUUUAUACUGGCCGCCAUCUUCCAAUGUCAGCCGAUCAGCCAUUAUUGGGAGAAGUGGGACGGCGAACACCUGAACGGAAAGUGCGUCAACGUGAACGCUCUCGGUUGGGCGAACGCUGUCAUUAGUAUUGCUCUCGACAUCUGGAUGCUCGUUUUGCCGUUAUGGCAAGUGUGCCAACUGAAAUUGGCAUGGAAGAAGAAAGUCAGCGUGGCAAUGAUGUUCUUCGUCGGCACAUUUGUCACCGUCAUCUCCAUAAUCCGUCUCCAAACCCUCAUCACCUUCGCCAACUCCACAAACCCCACCUGGGACCAAGCCGACGCCUCAAAUUGGUCCACCAUCGAAAUAAACGUCGGCAUAAUUUGCGCCUGCAUGCCCGCCCUACGUCUCAUCCUCGUACGCAUCUUCCCCCGCGCCCUCGGUUCCACGCAAUACGCUUCGAAUCAAUACUACGCAAAGUAUGGCACGAACCGCUCCGGAGUUCUCAGGAGCGGACACAACGCCAGUGCGAGCGGGACGCGCAUGGGCCACGACGACGAGUUCGCGGGGAAGAAUGCCGCGAAUGCUAUCACGUACACAACGACUUUCGAGGUCCGGCAUGGCGAUGACGAGGAGCAGCUGGUACCCAUGGACGAUCUUAGUCAGAAGGGACAGAGAGUGCGGAGUAGCGGGUCGAGUCAGGCCAGUGUGAGCGCGGCUAGUACGCCUGUGCAAGCUAAUAUGCCGCCGAAAGGCUUUUCAUGA